CUUCCCGUUGAUCUAGGCCCUUGCGAAGGCAAAGCGCGCACACACUCCAGGACGACGCGAGGCGGCAGGAAACGAGCUCACGCGGCCGCCACAGCCUCCUUCUGCUUGCGCGCCGAGUUUCGUGGAUAACCGGAGCCGGCAGCUCACAGCGCCACCAUGCGCCCUGCUGAACUGCGGUCUCCGAGCGCGCAAGGCGCCGCGCGGCGCAAGGGCACCUCCUCGCUGUGGCUGAAGCGCAACUGGGUCCUCCUCGCGCUCUUCGCCCUGGCCCUCGCCUCCGCCGGCCUCAGCAUCAGACUAUUUAUCGUGCCGUGCGACGAGAAGACCAGCUACGAGACGACGAAUAUAACUACCGUCGUCAACUUGACGACCUACGAGAACCGCACCGUGCUCGAGAAUGUCACCGUCACGGAAACGGUCUUCCAACUCGAAAAUAUCACCACGAGCGAAAACGUAACAAGGGAAAUUUCAUAUAAUGUUACGACCGAAGUAACGACGACGCACAACAUUACGACCCAGCAGCCCGUGGACGUGGUCAUCGCCCUGGACGCGUCUCAUAGUGUCUCGGAUACUAGCUGGGCGGCCGAGAACCAGGCCGGUCGCGAACUACUGAGGGGGCUCCGCGACUCUUUGACGGGUGACUUACGCGCGGGCGUGGCCGUCUGGGCGAACGACGGCGCCGUGCGGCAGACUCUUACAGAAGUAGGUGAAGCCACGGUGGACGCCAUGGCCGACUUUGCUCGCUUACCGUAUUGCGGCGCCGUGCCGGGACCGUACUCCCCAAAAGCCGAGCAGUACUCGCAGGCCUUCUGCCAGGGCGACCCGCCGGGCGUCCAGGACGCGGACCACGCCUACGACCUGCGCCACGAUUCGACGAUGGGCCUCAUCGGCGUGCACACGUACUACGCGCAAGCGCUGCUGAAAUGCUUCGAGGAGCUUACCUCUGAUGAAGACGCGUUCAAGUUGUGUGUCGUCGUGACUGACGGCCAGAUCUCGGAAGAUCGGUACGCGCAGUGCGAUGCUGGAAUUCGCCGCUCCACGAUGACCUACACGUCAGCUAUGAGCGGCGACUUCUACGACGCCGGUGCGGAGCUCUACCGAGUCGACGGAGAUCCGGUCUGUACCGAUGGGUUAGCAGACAACCGCUGGAUCUCGCCCGCGGCGUUUGAAUUCUGCCAGAGCCGUUCGAUGACGGAGUGCACCGUCGAUUCGAUAACACAAGCCCUCAAAGCGAACGGCAUCAAGGUUCUGAAUGUUCUCGUGAGCGAGACCGAAGACCAGUCCUCGUACGAGCCGCGCAUGAGUGAACUAUCGUCGUGCGACUCGACGAUGCUAGAUCCGGAUUGCCCGUACCUCCAGGCCCAGGCGGACUUCGCGUCGCUGGCGCUGGCGGCGUCGAACAUCGCCGAGGACGUCGCCGUGCUCGUGGAGACGGUCACGACCACAGUGGAGGAGACGACCGAAGUGACCGAGGAAGUGACCGAGGUCCAGACGUCGCAGGAGGAAGUGACGCGCGAGGUCGAGGUCGAGUCCAUCGAGACGCGCACGUCCGAGGAGCUAGUUACGAAAAUCGAAAAAAGCACGGAGCCGACCGAGGUGACGGAAUCCAAUGUCACCCAGAAAACGAUCUGCACCGGAAGCCCCAUCUCCUUCACGCUGCUGGUCUUGUGUCUGCCGUUCCUGGUGUACCUCUUCCUCAAGCCGUUGUUGAAUUGCCUCGAGAACUGCUGCUGCCCGCGCUCUUCGGAGGACGCGGAGCCGCUGGUCAUGCACGCGAACCCCGCGUUCGGUCUGGAUCUGGAGGCCUCGCAAGCGCGCGCGGCCGCGCGGGCGCCGCGGCGCCGGUCGACCAUCGACAAGAUGUUGAUGCGGGCGCGCCACCUGCGGAAGAAGAAGAACGUCGGAGACGCCGAUCCCGCGGCGGCGCCGGCGCCGCUCCGGACGGCGGCGCCCGUGACCACCGAGCAACCGACGCGCCGCCGGUCCGCCGUGGCCGCGCUCGCGCGCGACGCCGAGACGGAGUGGGCGUCGGGCGUCGCCGCCGUGUAUGAUGGAGACGACUGGCAGGAGUCCGUGGCCGACUUCUUCAUCGGGUUGGUGUUCUGCCGGUUCUGCCGAUCGAGCGCGGAGCCCGCCGAGGGAAAGAACCCGUUCGAGGAGGAGAGCAAGGAGGACAUCUUCUAGUUGGACGCCUCUCCCCGCCCCCCUCCCUGUGUAACUAUCGAGAUCCCAA
Pelagomonas calceolata is the source of this 2233-nucleotide messenger RNA. Lineage: Eukaryota; Pelagophyceae; Pelagomonadales; Pelagomonadaceae. The record is from the annotation of a GenBank genome assembly.